UCCGUCGGGGGUGCGCGCGCGCCCCCGCCUGCCUUGCUCAAAGCCUGCUGCAAAGAGCUUGCCUGGGCUCUCCUGUCGCAGGAGGACAGGCGGCUGAGCAGCCCGCGGGUCCCGCUGGGCCCCUUUCCGGGAGGGAGGCGCGUCUAGCAGGGCGUGGUGGGCCGGCCGUGCUCCUUCAAACCCCCCGCGCCGGACAGGCAUGUGCCGCCUCGACGCGAGCCUGGUUGUAGCCGGGGCGUGAGGUGGCCGCUUCGGGCUGCUCCGCCGUCGAGAGUCCCUCGUACUGUCCCGAGCCUCCGUCGUCGUCUGACUGCAAGGGAAAAAGGAGGAUGAAGGAGGUAAUGGCUAAUAACAGUACAACAAAUAUAUCUCAAGCAAGAAAAGCAGUGGAGCAGCUGAAAAUGGAGGCAUAUCUGGACAGGAUAAAGGUAUCCAAGGCUGCUGCUGAUUUAUUGGCAUACUGCGAUGCUCACAUGGGCGAAGAUCCCCUUAUUAUUCCAGUGCCCACAUCUGAAAAUCCCUUCCGGGAGAAGAAGCUCUUGUGUACUAUUCUCUGAAUCACCUUGCAAUUAAAAAUGACCUUUGGGAGAAAACAUUACUGAUGGUGCAUGCUUUUCCUCAAGACAUCUUCUGUACAAUAAUUUAGUCCGAAACUGACUUGCUAAGAACACAGUAAGUUCUUAAGUUAAUAUAAGUGUUCUACAUGGAAGCCUAGUCUAAUGCCAAUUUUUAAAAACCAGUUCUUUGUACUAAACAUUUCUGUUGACUUCUUUUUUUAACGAAGGAGCCUUAUUUGGUUUCAGUUAUAUGAUAGUUUGAUUUUGACAGUUAGAAUGUGUGUGUCUAUUCGUGAGAGAUUCUGAUACCAAGGUGCGCAAUAUCUACUCUCAACUUUUUAAAAUCCUUUGUAUUUUUAUUUAAGAAUUCAGCAAAUUGUUGUGCUUAGUGACAUCUCAAACAAUGGAGCUUUUAGAAAUCUAACUUUCCCCUAUCUUAUAGUCAACCGUUAAACCUUCUGCCCCUUAGAAACAUAGGAAGCAGCCUUUUACCAAGUCAGACCACAUUAUCUGUGCAUAGUGGAUAAACAUUGAUGAUGAUAAGCUUUUAAAAAGCAGAAUUUUUAAUAUUUAAAAAAUGUAAAUGUUAAGUUUUUCAAAGGAUAACUAGGUUAAUGUUAAAUAAUCUGGCUAUAAAAAUGUUAGCCCUACAGUCUACCAGGCAUAUUGCAUUAAAACAGGCUUCUCAAGUGUAAAUGACAAACCCGUUUGAUCAUUUCUCAGAUAGGAAUAUUUAUACUCUACCAACUAAACAAACAUAGGCAAUUCAUUUUUGCUUGAUGAAAACAAGUUGUUUUAGCCUGCCCAGUAACUAUAUCAGAUCUUGCGUCAGCCAAUUGGUCAUGGCUAUUUCAUUUUAUUUGCUACUUUGUUUUUGUGACGGUGAAUCAGGCAAAGUGAAGCAGAAUGGAGCAACACACAGGAAGAGGGAAGAGAAGAUAAAAUUUGUCUAGUGUGCAGGUUUCUGUAUCCCAAACUUGCAGCACAAAUGUACUCAGAUGUCCCACUAAGUUCAAUGGGACUUAUUCCCAGGAAAAAGGGUAUAGGAUUGCAUUCUAAAUCUCCAAAGCUAUCAUGGUUGCUGGUGGUAAGAAGCACCCUCUAUGGGAAUAUUUUUUCUUAAUAUGUACGUUAAAAAAAGGGAAACAUGCAAAAAUGCAUACAACAAAGAAAGGCAAUGCUGGAAUGAGAAUGCAAGAGUCAAAAAUUGUAAAUACUGUAUUUACUUGCAAGUUAACAUGGUUAGGGGUCAGAUUUGCAUCACUUAGGAAAAAUAUAUGAAGUAUCAGUAGAAAACUUAAGUCAGUGAUUAAAAUUGCUAUUUUCUUCUUGCUUAUUUAAAUUGUUCUACCCUGAUGGAGGUACAGGAAUAUUCCCUUGCCCUAUGAGGAGGUACCAUAGUCUGAGCCUGGGACCUUCUGCAUACACACACACACACACACACACACACACACACACACACACACAGUUCUGUACUACUGAACAAUGACCCUUCCUGUUCCCAUUUAAGGAAAUUUGGAGAUUGAGGGGUUUUUUUUGGAGGGGGGGAUUUGUUUAAAUAAUGCAGUACAUUCAGAACUUGCAAGCCAAAAUGAGACCAUGAUGAUCUCAUCUCACUGGUCAAAAUGGCACACUGAAGUUUAGCAGGGCCAUUUCAGUUUAAAUGAAGAAUUGUUGCUCAGAGGUUUAUACAAAUUUUGCAGAAAUUGAUUUCCACACUUCGCACUGUAAACCAUGAAUUGUCAUUACAGGAUGGUAUCAUAGGCUAUUUAGCAAUUGCUUUUAUCCCAGGCUCAACACCAAAAUGCCACCACCAGUCUUGGUCAUCUGCAUGUUCUUAGUAUAGUUCAGCACACAUUAAGGAACUGUAUUUUCUAUGUUUGUUUUGUACGUUAGCUCUUACUCUUAAGUAUAUCUUCAGGCCCUUGAAAUGGUGGCAUAUGGAUUAACAGGGUGUUUCCUUCCAGAUAAACAGGUAGUACCUCUAAAUUAUACAGUUAAUGUGCUCGUUGCUGUGUGAUCAACAGUGUUACUGUGCAACUUCAGUCCUUUUCUCCUCAUUUAAGUUUUUUAUGCUUUCAAUAUUAAUUUUAAUAAAGGUUAUUUUGAUUUGUGA
Zootoca vivipara (common lizard) is the source of this 2673-nucleotide messenger RNA. RefSeq names its product G protein subunit gamma 4 (gene GNG4). Gene Ontology annotation, biological process: G protein-coupled receptor signaling pathway. Gene Ontology annotation, cellular component: heterotrimeric G-protein complex. The record is from RefSeq and is a predicted model, not a curated record. NCBI's taxonomy places the organism in Eukaryota, Metazoa, Chordata, Lepidosauria, Squamata, Lacertidae. Gene Ontology annotation, molecular function: G-protein beta-subunit binding.